Messenger RNA from Polychytrium aggregatum, 1197 nucleotides. RefSeq names its product acyl-coenzyme A dehydrogenase family, member 8. Gene Ontology annotation, biological process: lipid metabolic process. NCBI's taxonomy places the organism in Eukaryota, Fungi, Chytridiomycota, Chytridiomycetes, Polychytriales. The coding region runs from base 1 to 1197 and encodes 398 amino acids. Gene Ontology annotation, molecular function: flavin adenine dinucleotide binding; acyl-CoA dehydrogenase activity. The transcript is spliced from 9 exons. The record is from RefSeq and is a predicted model, not a curated record.
AUGCGAUUCUGCCGGCCACUUUGCCCUGACAUUACCGCCGAUCUAUACUGCGGAACAGCAUCGAGUGGCCUGCCUGAGGAAGAGAAGGAGUUCCAGCUCCUCGCCCGGUCCUUUGCCGACAAGGAGUUUGCUCCCAAGAUGCUGGAGUGGGAUGAGAAGGAGCACUUUCCAGUCGAUGCCCUCCGCAAGGCGGCCGAGCUUGGAUUCGGAGCCAUCUACUGCAAUCCCGAUUUCGGUGGAACGGGCGCCAGCCGCCUCCAGGCCAGCAUCAUCUUCGAGGCCCUGUCCACCGGCUGUGUCAGCACAACGGCAUACCUCAGCAUCCAUAACAUGUGCGCGUGGAUGAUCGACACCUUUGGCGCCGAGCAGCAGAAGGAAAAGUGGAUUCCCCAGCUUGCGAGCUGCGAGAAACUCGGUUCGUACUGUCUCACCGAGCCUGGCGCUGGAUCCGAUGCGGCAUCACUCUCCACGACCGCCAAGCGCCAGGGCGAUCAUUUUAUCCUGAAUGGAUCCAAGGCCUUCAUUUCCGGAGGAGGCGACACCGAUGUCUACCUGGUUAUGGCCCGCACCGGCGGCCCUGGUCCCAAGGGCAUCAGCUGCUUCUUGGUCGAGAAGGGCACUCCUGGCCUCAGCUUUGGCAAGAAGGAGCAAAAGGUCGGCUGGAACUCGCAGCCCACCCGCGCUGUCAUUUUUGAGGACUGUGCCGUACCUGCCGAGAACAUGAUCGGAAAGGAAGGCCAAGGCUUCGCCAUCGCCAUGCAGGGCCUCAACGGUGGAAGUCUCGUUUCUUCAGCUUCCUGCAGUCUGGGAGGUGCCCAGGGCGCCAUCGAGGCUGCGCUGGAGCAUGUCACCGUCCGCAAGCAGUUUGGCAGUGCCCUUUCGACUUUCCAAAACGUACAAUUCAAGCUCGCCGAGAUGGCCAUCGCACUCAACUCGUCACGCUUGAUGGUCCGGAACGCCGCCUCGAUGCUGGAUGCCAAAGCCCCCGAUGCCGCCGCCCACUGUGCGAUGGCCAAAGUCCAUGCGACGGACGAGUGCUUCAAUGUCUGCAAUACCGCUCUUCAGCUGCACGGCGGCUACGGCUAUCUCAAGGAUUACCGUGUCCAGCAGUACACUCGCGAUCUGAGAGUCCACCAGAUUCUCGAAGGCACCAACGAAGUGAUGCGGAUGAUUGUCUCGCGAGAGCUCCUGAAGUGA